Eleginops maclovinus (Patagonian blennie) is the source of this 2050-nucleotide messenger RNA. RefSeq names its product extracellular matrix protein 1-like. The transcript is spliced from 10 exons. The record is from RefSeq and is a predicted model, not a curated record. Gene Ontology annotation, cellular component: extracellular region. Bases 185 to 1651 code for a protein of 488 amino acids. NCBI's taxonomy places the organism in Eukaryota, Metazoa, Chordata, Actinopteri, Perciformes, Eleginopidae. Gene Ontology annotation, biological process: signal transduction; regulation of bone mineralization.
ACUAUAAAAUCUGUUUGCACAGUCACGCGUUUACGGUCUUUCAGGCGGACAGCAGGACAGCCUCUGUUGGACCAAUUGCCGGGCCGAUCUGUUUCCCUGGGCGGCCUCUACACCCUGCUCUCUGCGCCAGGACAGACUGACAUUAUUUGCAGGACAAACAGUUCAGGACACUAGCCUCUGAGCCAUGGGGUCUCCCGCGACCCUAGCCUGCUGCACAGCAUUGGUCUUGGUUUUACUGAGCUCAGCAUCCAAGGAUGGGCAGGACAUGGGGCAACAUGAGGUCACCUUUGACAUUGACGAAAUCAUGCAAGAAAUGAUACAACCAGGACGCAUUGUGCUUCAGAAGCAGUCGGAACUGCCACAUCCCGAUCCCAAGAGAUUUCUCGGACCAAGAGUCUUGACACCUAGAGGAGGUCGACCAAGUUUUAGGCCCCGUUCCCCUGGUGGUAUUCCCUGGAUGGAGUAUCCUGUUGAGUUCCCCCUCGGCCGACCGACUUCCGACAAUAUCCAUGCCAUCUGUAUCAAUGGAGACCAUCGUCCCCGCUACCCAGACUCUUACUUUCCUACCAGUGGUUAUGGGAAGUUGAAGCGAAUGGCCAGUUCUGUCAACAAGUUGGAGAACCUUUUUAGUUCAUGCUGCGGAAGCAACCACACGUGGGGGACAGAGGUGACGCUGUGUUGCGCCUUUAAGGCGUGGGGGUUCGCAAUCCAUUCCUACUGUGAGGAGGAUUCAUCAAUAAAGGAUCUUCAAUCUGAAUGCUGCAAGCAACGAGGCAGCGACAGGCUAAACUGCUUCCAUAACGAAGCUACAAACCCAAACUACACAGCGACACAGGAGCUGCCGGUGCCACAGAUUCCCUCCACUGAAGACUUUGACUUUUCCCCCUUGGAUUGUUCGUGGACAAUAACGAGUAAAUACGUUGUCAGAGGAGCCAGAGGAUAUUCGAUUCAUAUAAAACCUCCUGAAAAAGACUUUAACUUUCCUCCCGGACGACCCUCCGCUGACAACAUUGAAUCACUGUGUCGCGACCAGAAGCUACGGCCCCUAUACAAAGUAAAUUGCCUUCCAAAUUCCGGCUAUGAAUUGAUUGCUCGUCAGGCAAAGACCAUUAAUCGUGUAGAAAAGGGAUUCAAACAGUGCUGCAAAAAGAAGCAGGGUGUGCUCGACUGUGCUGACCAGAAGUGGCGUGAGGAGCUUAACAGGUUUUGCAACAAGAAUGGUAAACAAGUGGAUUUCGAGUGUUGUUUGGAUAACGUGGAAGAUCGCAAAUACACCUGUUUGAAAACCCUUUCUCCUGACCCAUAUUAUAAUCUGACCUCCACUGCUAAAGAGCUCUCCCUUCACAACAUCUGUGACACUCACAAGAUCAUCAAAAAGAAGUUCCCUGUUGGUUUUCCUCUCAAUGGCUUUGUGAAGGAAUGCUGCCCCCUGUCUGAAGAAGAAGAGAAGGCCCUUUGUUUUGUGCAGGAGCUUGACAGCGUUUCAAGGCUAUGUUCUCCAGGAAAGGCAUAUCCUCCAUCUCUUCGUCACUGUUGCAGCAUUGACUCACACGAGCAGCUGGAGUGUAUCUCCAAAAUUCUCGUGAAUGCCAUCACCAAAGCAACCAAAGCCUCCAGUGAAAAGAAGAAGAAAAGGUGCCCUCUCUUCUAAACACUGAUGAUCUUUGGCUGCUGACCCUAUGGCACUGAGCAAUUCAUGGAAACAGCAAGCUAGCAGCAGAAGUGACCUCUGAUUACUAAACAGGAAAUAUUAGAGGUCUGUAGGAGAAUGUGGCCCAAAUUCUAGCUUUAUUUAGUGCCAGCUUUGUUUUUUUUUUAUUAUCUGAGAUUACAUUUAAAAAGAAACAUACAACAGUGUUUGAUUCUUGUUUUUAAAACAAGCUGUUUUCUGUGUCACUGUACCACUAUUUUUUAUAGGGUUACAUUUUACAUAUUUGAUUAUGGAUGCAUUUUAUUGAUUCAUUUGAAACUUCAAGAUCAGUUUUAAUCAUUUUCUAUAGUUUUGUGGUUCAUAUCUACUACAGUUCAUAUAAAACGGUUUUGAAAUGUA